Molecule: messenger RNA, 770 nt
Organism: Abrus precatorius (Indian licorice)
Lineage: Eukaryota; Viridiplantae; Streptophyta; Magnoliopsida; Fabales; Fabaceae
Product: zinc finger protein ZAT11-like
Exons: 1
Coding region: 103-636 (177 amino acids)
Biological process (GO): response to stress; response to chitin
Source: RefSeq, a predicted model, not a curated record
CAUUCCAAUACUUUUCUCUCUCAUUUCAUACAUUUACAUUCGUUCACACCUUCAAACAUAUCUCAAAUUUGUUUUUGUUAGUGUAGUUAUUGGGGCUGUGCCAUGAAGAGAGAAAGAGAGGUCGAUAGUGUGACCAUGGCUAAUUGUUUGAUGCUGCUUUCACGUGGAGGUGAAUUUGAGGCCACAUACUCAAACUCUUCAAAUAACAACCGUGUCUUUGAGUGCAAAACAUGUAACAGGCAAUUCCCUUCAUUUCAAGCACUUGGUGGCCACAGGGCUAGUCACAAGAAGCCAAGAUUGAUGGGAGGGGAUGGAGACAUGGAUGGCCAAUUGAAUCAUGAUUCACCCCCUAAGCCUAAGACCCAUGAGUGUUCCAUUUGUGGGUUGGAGUUUGCUAUUGGACAAGCCUUGGGAGGACACAUGAGGAGGCACAGAGCUGCAACUUUGAAUGGAAACAUGCACAAUUCUACCACUAUGAGUAGUAGUACUAGUGGUAGCAGUUUUGAUUCUUCACCAAAGAUGAAAGCUGGAGACAAGAGAGUUUUGGUUUUGGAUUUGAAUUUGACACCCUUUGAGAAUGAUUUGCAGUUUUUGAAGAUUGGAAAGACAGCUGCUUUGGUUGAUUAUUUGUGUUAAUUAAACUUGGGGAGGUAGUUUGUGUAUUAUAGAUAGAUGAAUUAAUGCUUUGUUUUUUAAUCUGUCGUCUAUAUUUGGUAUCAUACUGUAUGAAAAAUUGUUCAUUUCUUGGGCAUAAUUAGAAUUUCAUUUUC